Messenger RNA from Notodromas monacha, 1509 nucleotides. The record is from the annotation of a GenBank genome assembly. Lineage: Eukaryota; Metazoa; Arthropoda; Ostracoda; Podocopida; Cyprididae.
AUGAAAAAAGCAUUAAUUACGGGUAUAAAUGGUCAAGAUGGAUCAUAUUUAUCGGAAUUUCUUUUAGAAAAAGGUUAUGAAGUUCAUGGAACAUUAAAAAGAAAUUCAGUAUCCGAAAAUCAAACAUCAAGAUUAGAUAAUGUGUUUGAUAAAAUAAAAUUUCAUUAUGCCGACUUAACUGAUCUUUCAUCACUAAUACGAAUAAUUAGUGAAAUAAAUCCUGAUGAAAUAUAUAAUUUAGCGGCACAAUCUCAUGUUAGAAUAUCUUUUGAUCAACCGAUAUAUACCGCAAAUGUAACUGGUUUAGGUACAUUAAAUAUUUUAGAGGCGGUUAAAUUAAUUAACCCAUCGAUUAAAAUUUACCAAGCAUCUUCAUCAGAAAUGUUUGGUAACAAUAUUGAUGAAGAUGGAUACCAAAGAGAAACAACACCAAUGAACCCCGUAUCACCAUACGGAUGUGCUAAAGUUUUUAGUUAUAACAUAUCUCGUAAUUAUAGAAAUUCAUAUAAUAUGUUUGUUUCUAAUGGAAUAUUAUUUAACCAUGAAUCCCCAAGAAGAGGAACAAAUUUUGUUACUAACAAAGUUUGUAAAGAAGCGGUAAAAAUUAAAUUAGGUUUAAGUAAUGAACUUAAAUUAGGUAAUUUAGACGCUACAAGAGAUUGGGGACACGCUAAGGACUAUGUUGAAGCAAUGUGGUUAAUUUUACAGGAAGACUCCCCAGGAGACUUUGUCUGUUCUACAGGUAUAUCUCAUUCAGUUAAGGAUUUAGUUGAAUAUGUUUUUAAUAAACUAGAAUUAGAUUGGACAAAAUAUGUUAAACAGGAUGAAAAAUUUUAUAGACCUGAAGAGCUCAACGACCUUAAAGGAGACUCAAAAAAAUUAAGAGAAUUAACUAAUUGGUUACCAAAAUAUACAUUUAAAACCAUGUUGGAUGAAAUGGAAGAGUAUUAUAACCUUCUUAAAGAAAAUGAAAUUACAAUUUGUUCAGGUCCAGCAGGGGUUGGUAAAAGUUACAUCUCAAUGAAAGCGGCGGUGGAUUUAUUAAUGGAUCCAAACAAUGGUUAUGAAAAAUUAAUUAUUGUUAGACCUGCAGUUGAAGCGGAAGAGAAGUUAGGUUCUUUACCUGGAAAUCUUGAGGAGAAAUUGGAUCCGUAUAUAUUCCCUUCUUACUAUCUUUUGAAUAAAAUCAUCGGUAAAGAGGCAAGAGAAGAGUUAAAAAAAGCAGACAUUAUUGAGGUAUUUGCCUUGGCUUAUAUGAGAGGUAUGAAUAUUGACAAUUCAAUUUUGAUAUUUGAAGAAUCACAAAACUCAACACCAAAUCAAAUGAAACUAUUACUUACAAGAAUUGGUUUUAAUAGAGAUUUAGAACAAACAGACAGAUAUAAAGAUAAAACACAAUCAGGACUAUACGACGCAUUACAACGAUUUAAAAAUGUUAAUAACAUUGGUGUUUAUGAUUUUAGAAAUGCUAAAAAUGUUAGAAACCCAUUAAUUAGUAAAAUUUUGGAU